Messenger RNA from Schizophyllum commune H4-8, 2306 nucleotides. RefSeq lists its product as uncharacterized. Gene Ontology annotation, cellular component: U2-type prespliceosome; U2 snRNP; catalytic step 2 spliceosome. The transcript has 7 exons. Lineage: Eukaryota; Fungi; Basidiomycota; Agaricomycetes; Agaricales; Schizophyllaceae. The record is from RefSeq and is a predicted model, not a curated record. Bases 29 to 2302 code for a protein of 757 amino acids. Gene Ontology annotation, biological process: regulation of alternative mRNA splicing, via spliceosome; mRNA cis splicing, via spliceosome. Gene Ontology annotation, molecular function: RNA binding; protein binding.
GUCAUCGACCUCGACGCCGGCGCCUGACAUGAGCGUCGCAGUGCAGACUCCACCCAAUGGGCUUUUGAACGGGGAGGCGAACGGCGUCAAUGGGGAUGCUGAGGCGCCUCAUGUGGCGCGCUUUGCGAGCGGCCUCAUUCUCCCUCCCCCGGAAAUCAAAUCUGUCAUUGACCGUACUGCGACCUUUGUUGCACGGUCGGCAAACCCCCCUCAGUUUGAAGACAAGAUUCGCGAGGGACAGCGCAAUGACCCCAAAUUCUCCUUCCUGAACCCUGCCGACCCCUACCACGCCUACUACCGUCACAAGCUGACCAAGGUUGCGCAAGGAGAGAUUGAGGAGGUUCCCAAGACGGGCACGGCAACCCCACAGGCGAAGGAUGUUGAGGUGAAGGUGGUCGACCACGGACUCGAACCACCAGCGCCUGACUUCAUUAUGGACAUGCCCAAUAUCUCGGCAAUUGACCUCGACAUCAUGAAGCUCACUGCCCUCUUCACCGCGCGUCGCGGGCGCAACUUCAUCCAAGCCCUUUCUGCUCGUGAGGCGCGCAAUUUUCAGUUCGAAUUCCUGCGACCGACGCACUCCCUCUUCGGUUACUUCAAUCGGUUGGUCGACCAGUACACCAAAGUCUUGCACCCUAAUAAGGACAUGCUGGAACAGCUGCAGCUGGAUGCAGAGCCCGGCGCGCGCUGGAGGAAACUUGAGAUUGCGAAGCGGCACGCGAAGUGGGAGAAGAACAAGCGUGAGAGGGAAAAGAAGAGGCAGGAUGAUCAGGAAGCCGAGCGCAUCGCAUUCGCGGAGAUUGACUGGCACGACUAUGCCAUCGUGCAGACGAUCGAGUUUACCGCUGCCGAUGCGACCUCGGAACUUCCUCCUCCGAUGAGCGUCCAGGAAGUCGAGAAUAUGACUCUGGCGCAGAAGCGUUACGCUGCCAUGAUCCUGGAGAACACGGCCGAAGAUGUCGAAGCUCACCGCGCGCGUCAAGCUGCAGCGGAAGCCGAAGCUGCCGCGGCCGCUGCUCAAGCGCAAGCUGCGCAGAACGUUGCGCAACAGCAGCAGGACACGGUCAUGCAGCCUGUCGGUGUCGCGGAAACACCAGAAGACCGCGCAAGGCGAGAGCAGCAGGAGCGCGCUCGCGAAAUCGAGCACGCUCAGGCCAUGCAGGCUGGCUCCGGUCCUAUGAAGAUCCGCACAGACUACGUUCCCAAACUCGGUGCAAAGUCGAAACAGACCAUGACGACUUGCACGGUCUGUGGUCAGCAAAUCCCCGUGGACGAGCUGCAGGAACACAUGCGUAUCGAGCUGCUCGACCCGAAGUGGAAGGAGCAGCGCGACAUGAACGAAGCGCGCCGCGCGCGUGCCUCCGAGCUCCUCAGCGGUGCCAACGUUGUCUCAUCGCUCAAAAACCUCGCUCGUACGCGUGUGGAUAUCUUCGGUGCAGAGGCGGACGAGGAGAAGCGCAAGAAGGAGGAAGAGGAGGAGCGGCAGAGACGCAAGGAGCGGGAGAAGGUUGUCUGGGAUGGUCACACGGCGUCGAUGGCGCGGACGGUCGAUGCCUACUCGACCAAUGUCAACUUCGAAGAGCAGAUUGCUGCCAUCCAUCGGGCGAAGGGUCUCGGACCGCAAGAGACCAGCGCUAUUGGUCCAGGAUUGGCGCCUGCAUCUUCCGUCCCGGCGCCGUUGACUGGCGCAUCCUCCCUACCUGCGGCGCCGGGCGGCAGCGCAGCGAACCCGGCGUAUUCUGCCGCCACCGUCGCAUCUGGACCCCAGCCUGCAUCUACCUACCCAGCGCAGCCACCUGUUAUGCUGCCGCCCAUGCAUUAUCAGGGUCAGCCGCCAGCCGGCGGAUACGGUUACCCGCCUGGGCAGGGUUCGCCCGCGCCGCCAAUGCAGGCCGGCCAGGUCCGCUCGGCGGACGAGAUGGACGGCGGCGCAGACGCGGCGCCCCCGGCUAAGCGGCAGCGCGUCGCGAAAUUGCCGGGCGGGCAACUCUAUCCUGAGGCUGACUGGAUUGCGAUGCACCCUUACCCGAUCUCGCUCCAAGUGCAGCUGCCCAAGGACGAUACGAAACCGGAGUGGAAGCUGGACGGGACGACGGUCACGCUGUCGGAGCUGCCGCUCAACCUCCUUGUGUCGACGCUGCGGGACCGCAUUUUGCAGGCGACGGGGAGCGCGGCGCCCGUGUCGCGCAUCCGGUUGUCGUACCAAGGCAAGAUGCUGACGAACUCGACGACGAUUGCGAGCCACAACUUGGAGGAGGAGGACGUGCUGGUGCUCAGUGUCAGUGCGCCGAAGAAGCGCUGAGGGA